AUCCAAACAGGUUUUAGAGCAGGAGGAGGAGUCCGAGACUGGCUGGAACUAAUUUACUCAUUUCCCUCCCAAAGGCUGACCCAAAGACCUGUAUCAAAGAGUUGCACAAGAGAUAGAGACUGGAAGCUCUUUGAACGUGCUGCCCAAAGACUUAAGGCCUCUUCUGGGACUUGAGAUGACUUCUCACAAGAGAUGCUUUCAGGAGGGGCUGUGCUGAAGACAGAGCACUGCAGCCUCUAACUGGGACAGCUCCUGCUGGUCUGGAGCUGAGACCCAGCUUCCCUCCCUCCCUUUUCCCUUGGAGAUGUUGCAGAGAUUUAAUCUGACCUCUUCCUGCUCACCUGAAGCCUGCCGUGGCGAUGAUCCCACAGCCAGAUCCGACCACCAAAGAGAAGAGAAUCGUGAGUUUGAGGCUGGGCCCUCGUUGUAACUGAACUGGAAUUCACCCCUGCUUGUGCUCCCACAACGACUUGCCCUUCCUCUGCUCGUCUGUUUGUGCUGUGAGCCACCUCUCCCUGAUCUUGUUUGGAAUUCCUGAGCUCUGCACGCUGAAUUUGCCCAUGGCUUUCUUGAUGAAGAAGAAGAAAUUCAAGUUUCAGACGACUUUUACUCUAGAAGAGCUGACUGCUGUCCCCUUUGUCAAUGGGGUUCUGUUCUGCAAGAUCAGGCUGCUAGAUGGAGGAGACUUUGCUAGUUUGUCUAGCAGAGAGGAAGUUCAGGAGAACUGUGUCCGCUGGAAAAAGAAAUUCACCUUUGUGUGUAAGAUGAGUGCCAACCCUGCCACGGGGCUCCUGGACCCCUGUGUCUGCCGAGUGUCUGUGCGCAAGGAGCUGAAGGGCGGAAAAACCUACUCAAAGCUGGGCUUUGCUGAUCUCAAUCUGGCAGAAUUUGCAGGCUCUGGAUCCACUGUCCGUUGCUGCUUGCUGGAAGGAUAUGAUACCAAGAACACCCGACAGGACAACUCCAUCCUGAAGGUCACCAUCGGAAUGUCCCUGCUCUCUGGGGACCCCUGCUUCAAAACGCCUCCUUCCACUGCCAAGUCCAUCACCAUCCCAGGGCAGGACUCCACUCUGCAGCUGACCUGCAAGGGCGAGGGAACCACCAGCAGCAGCAGCAGCUCCUCCACCAUUGGCUCCCUGCGCCAGGCCAAGCCAAGAACUGCCAUCCUCAGCUCAGGUGUCCCAGAGGAGUCCGAUCAGAACCUGUCCAGCCCGGAGGAAGUUUUCCACUCAGGGCACUCGCGGAACUCGAGCUAUGCCAGCCAGCAGUCCAAGAUCUCUGGUUACAGCACGGAGCACUCCCGCUCCUCCAGCAUGUCCGACCUGACCCACCGCCGCAACACCUCCACCAGCAGCAGUGCCUCGGGGGGGCUCAGCAUGACCGUGGAGUACCCUGAGGGGGGAGAGAGGGAGCACAAGCUGGAGAAGCCACCUCGGCCCCCCAGACCACCCCUGCUGCUGGACAGACCCUCCCGAAGGAAAAAGGAUUCAAUGGAGAGUCACCCAACGCGAGUGGAUGACACCAGGAUCGAUGCUGAUGACAUAGUGGAGAAAAUAAUGCAGAGUCAGGACUUCACAGAUGUCAGCAAUACUGAAGACAGUAACCUGAGGUUGUUUGUGAGCAGAGAUGGAACAACUACUCUGAGUGGUAUUCAGCUGGGAAACAGGGUCUCAUCUGGAGUUUACGAGCCAGUGGUGAUUGAAACCCACUAAAUGUGAAGAACAGGGUAGAGCUGCUGGACACAGGCCCCCUACCCAGUCUGCUGCCACCUGGAUGCCAACCUUUACCUCUCUUCAUGCAGCAUUCCAGAAGGGAUUUCUCCACACCCCUCCCUGUACGUUUGCACUGCAGAACGACUCCGAGACCACUCCAGAACAUGCACUUUCCCUGCAUUGGCAUUGUCCUUCUCUGCUUCCUGGUCCUCCCAGUGCAUGCCUUCCCCUGCUCCUGCUCAGACACGAGGUGUCUGUGGGAUUUAUCCUUGGGCUAGUCCCAGAGGAUGUUGCUCAUCUGCAUCCCUCAUUCCACCCAUUCACUUGCAGCAGGGGAUGUCUCAGUUUCUGUCUCCCCAAAACUUUGGGUUAUACCACUGUGAACUCUUCAAACCACUGGGGGUGGGGGAAACCAUUCUAACCAAACCCAGAGCUGCUUGUUGGGGACAUGGUGACAUGGCCACUUGCAGGAUGCUUUAUUCCAUUGACUCUGCAAGGGAACAUCACCUCCCAAGGCAAUGGUUUUACUGAACAAUGUAUGCUGUGGUGUACACUUCACCUUCCUAUCCUCACAUCCCCAAACAACAUCUUCUCAUAGGAAAUACUUCCCAAAAGUGCAUUUCAGAAAACUCUACUGCAAUCCAGCUGGGAGUUGGUGAACGGUUCAAUGUGAGUGCUCAUCACACCACUGACUGCAGCAGCCCUUCCACUGCUGGGCAUGGAAGGGGGUGUUCAUCAACUAGCAUUAGCAGGAGCACUUUAGAGCUUAUAGAUUUUACCUGGAGGAGGCUUCUACUCACUAUUCCAGGAGUUUAAUCUGUGUUUGCUGGACUGAUUCAGCAAAUAGUCCUGUUGGAGCUUGGAAUACAAAGCCUCUUUCUUUUUUUUUUUUUUUUUUUGCUUUUUUUCCUUGUUUCAUUGGCUCAGGAAGGGAACUGCCCUUCUUGGACUGUGAAAAGAAUCUCGUCUGACAGCUUUUCCUUGGGCCAGAGCUGGAUGCAGUUGACUGCAGUGGUGUCUCUGUUGAGGUGGUGAUGUCAAUUGCCUCUCUUGGCCUGUGCCAGUAAGGGAUUUGGUGUUGCUUGGCCUUUCUUAUCCUGUCAGCAGAGAUCUGUGCCUGUGCUGGUUCCUCUUGGGGCUGGGGAGAAGCCACUGUCUCUGCCUUCAAGGGUAGAAGGGAUGUUUGCUGCUGCAUUAGCCACAGCAGCUGAUCUGACCUGCUCUGUGGUGAGUGAACUCUUGUGACAAGGCUUCAAACUGUUCUCUGGUUAUCUUUCAAUUGCUCUUCUUUGGGUUUGGUUUCUGCAGUUGUUUGACACUUUUCCCUGCAGUGUGUGGCAGAGAUGUGCAUCCCUUUCAGCUUCCACUUGGAGAUCUCUCCUGGCAGCUGAAUUUCCAGCGAGGAUCUGGGCAGGCUGUGCUUGCAGUCCUCCCUUACAGAGCCCCUCAGCUGAUAAGCUAUUUCUGUGUGUUGCCCAUUCCUCUUUUGCCAGUGUUCUGUGGCAGCCAUGCCCUCUGCAGGACCUGGCUCCCCUCUGGCACUUGUGGCUGUGUGUUCAGGCACACACUCACUGCUCAGCAAGGAAAGGCUUGUUAACUGAUCACGUUGUUCAAAUUCUGAGUUAUUGUAAAGCCUCUUUUAAAGGAGGAAAAAAAAAGCAUUAACUGUGGUCUCUUUGGCCAGAAUGCAUGCAGAUGAGCUGCUGGAAAAGGGAAUCUGGCAGAAUGAGAAACAAGGAAUGAAAGGG
Molecule: messenger RNA, 3460 nt
Organism: Zonotrichia albicollis (white-throated sparrow)
Lineage: Eukaryota; Metazoa; Chordata; Aves; Passeriformes; Passerellidae
Source: RefSeq, a predicted model, not a curated record